CUAUAGGGUAUUAAUAUGUUUUUUUUUUCUUCUUUUUCCAGUCCAAUAUCCUAAAAUCGAAGUACGAAGCAACCACCAUGUUCAUUUUCUCCAUUGUCAAAUCAUUGGGCUGCACACAACCUGUUUGAUAAUAUUACUAUAAGCAAUACCAAUCGCGAUCUGGAUUCUCCUCACUUUCUAUCACUUCAUCACUCAAUUCUCCUACGCCGAUCCACAUUCUGGCCACUCAUAUCGCCGCUGCAAACCCACUACUGACGCCGUCUGCAACCACCUUCGUCAGCCGCCGUGCCAUUGCCAAUCCAGAUCCAGUCUAAACCAACUCGGGAAUGGCUUCUUCGGAAGCUGAUUCCCGGCUAAAGCAAGUGCUAAUCCCAGCCCUUGAGAAAAUUAUCAAGAAUGGAUCAUGGCGUAAACAUUCAAAGCUAUCCCAUGAAUGCAAAUCCGUUAUCGAUUUCCUCACAAAUCCAUCUUCAACCCCACCCACUUCUCCGUCUGCCGAACCCGAUCCGGAUUUGGCAGCACAUCCCGGAGUUCUUCUAGAUCUCUCUUUCAAUGAUUCGGAGCUUAUUCUUAGCCCUUUUAUAAACGCUGCUGGUUCAGGUCAUCUUAAGAUUGCUGAAGCUGCACUUGAUGCUGUGCAAAAGCUCAUUGCUCAUGGUUACCUUCGUGGGGAAGCGGACCCGACUGGAGGCCCAGAUGCGAAGUUUCUAUCGAAAUUGAUCGAGUCUGUUUGUAAAUGUCAUGAUUUGGGAGAUGAUGCGGUGGAAUUGCUUGUAAUUAAGACUAUUUUGUCUGCUGUCACAUCUGUUUCAAUUCGAAUCCAUGGGGAUUCUUUGUUGCAGGUUGUCAGGACUUGUUAUGAUAUUUAUUUGGAGAGUAAGAAUGUGGUGAAUCAGACUACUGCUAAGGCUUCAUUGGUUCAAAUGUUGGUGAUUGUCUUCCGGAGAAUGGAGGCUGAUUCAUCUACCGUGCCAUUGCAGCCUAUUGUUGUGGCGGAGUUAAUGGAACCAGCUGAAAAAGCUGAUGCUGAUGGAUCAAUGACAUUGUUUGUUCAGGGGUUUAUAACCAAAGUGUUUCAGGACAUUGAUGGGGUUUUCAAUGCGGGGACUCCAAGGGUGGGGGCUACAACUACUGGUGCUCAUGAUGGGGCAUUUGAGACAACGACAUCAACUGUGGAGUCCACGAAUCCUGCUGAUUUGUUGGAUUCCACGGAUAAAGAUAUGUUGGACGCUAAAUAUUGGGAGAUUAGCAUGUAUAAAACAGCGUUGGAAGGGCGAAAAGGGGAGCUGGUGGACGGGGAGGGAGAAAGGGAUGAUGAUUUGGAGGUUCAAAUUGGGAAUAAAUUGAGAAGGGAUGCAUUCUUGGUGUUUAGAGCCUUAUGUAAGCUCUCAAUGAAGACACCACCCAAGGAGGCAGCAGCAGAUCCACAGUUAAUGAGGGGCAAGAUUGUGGCGCUGGAGCUGCUCAAGAUAUUGUUGGAGAAUGCUGGAGCAAUAUUUAGGACAAGUGACAGGUUUUUAGGUGCUAUUAAGCAGUACUUGUGUUUGUCAUUGUUGAAAAACAGUGCUUCAAGCCUCAUGAUUGUCUUCCAGCUUUCGUGCUCAAUUUUUAUAAGUCUGGUUGCAAGAUUUAGAGCUGGUCUCAAGGCAGAAAUUGGUGUUUUCUUUCCCAUGAUUGUUCUUAGAGUAUUGGAAAAUGUUGCUCAACCAAAUUUCCAGCAGAAAAUGAUAGUGCUUCGAUUUCUUGAGAGGCUUUGUAUUGAUUCACAGAUUUUGGUUGAUAUUUUCCUCAAUUAUGAUUGUGAUGUCAAUUCGUCAAACAUAUUCGAGAGAAUGGUCAAUGGGCUUCUUAAAACUGCUCAAGGUGUACCUCCUGGUACCACAACAACUCUUUUGCCACCACAAGAAUCAACUAUGAAGCUAGAAGCAAUGAGGUGCUUAGUGGCUAUCUUGAAGUCUUUGGGAGAUUGGAUGAACAAACAUUUGCGUAUUGCAGAUCCUCUUUCAACCAAAAAGUAUGAGGCAUCUGACAGUAACUCUGAACCUGGAAUUCUUCCCAUUACAAAUGGCAUUGAGGAUGAGCCUACUGAAGUAUCAGAUUCUCAUUCUGAAUCCUCUAGUGAAGUUUCUGAUGUUUCUACAAUUGAGCAGCGCCGCGCUUACAAGCUUGAACUUCAGGAAGGUAUAUCUCUGUUUAAUAGGAAACCCAAGAAAGGCAUUGAAUUCCUGAUAAAUGCUAAUAAAGUGGGGAACUCACCAGAGGAAAUUGCGGCAUUUCUUAAAGAUGCCUCUGGUUUGAAUAAGACCUUAAUAGGUGAUUAUUUGGGGGAAAGGGAUGACUUACCAUUGAAAGUAAUGCAUGCGUACGUGGAUUCCUUUGAUUUCCAAGGAAAGGAGUUUGAUGAGGCCAUCAGGGCCUUUCUACAAGGAUUCAGAUUGCCUGGCGAGGCACAGAAGAUUGAUCGAAUCAUGGAGAAGUUUGCUGAACGGUACUGUAAAUGCAAUCCAAAAGUUUUUAGUAGUGCAGAUACUGCCUAUGUCCUUGCGUACUCAGUUAUAUUGCUUAACACUGAUGCCCAUAAUCCUACAAUCAAAACCAAGAUGUCAGCUGAUGAUUUUAUAAGAAACAAUCGCGGAAUUGAUGAUGGAAAGGAUGUGCCAGAGGAGUAUUUGAGAUCUUUGUUUGAGAGGAUAUCGAAAAAUGAAAUUAAAAUGAAAGACGAUAACUUGGCUCUCCAACAAAAGCAGUCUCUGAACUCUAACAGGAUUUUAGGUUUAGACAACAUUUUGAAUAUUGUUGUCCGUAAGCGAGGAGAUGAAAGUAUGGAGACUAGUGAUGAUCUUGUCAGACACAUGCAGGAGCAGUUCAAAGAGAAAGCUCGCAAAUCUGAGUCAGUUUAUUAUGCUGCAACAGAUGUGGUGAUCCUCAGAUUCAUGGUUGAGGUUUGCUGGGCUCCGAUGUUGGCUGCCUUUAGUGUUCCCCUUGACCAAGCUGACGACGGUGUUGUGAUAGCUCUGUGUUUGGAAGGAUUCCGUUGUGCAAUCCAUGUCACUGCUGCAAUGUCCAUGAAAACACAUAGGGAUGCUUUUGUGACUUCUCUUGCAAAAUUCACUUCUCUUCACUCACCUGCAGACAUCAAACAGAAAAACAUAGAUGCAAUCAAGGCAAUAAUAACAAUCGCAGAUGAGGAUGGAAACUACUUACAGGAGGCGUGGGAGCAUAUUCUGACAUGUGUUUCUCGGUUUGAACAUUUGCAUCUCUUGGGGGAGGGUGCCCCUCCAGAUGCAACUUUCUUUGCACUUCCUCAGAAUGAAUUUGACAAGUCAAAACAAGCUAAGUCUCUCAUCCUUCCUGUCCUGAAAAAGAAAGGUCCUGGGAAGAUUCAAAGUGCAGCUUCAGCUAUGAGAAGGGGUUCAUACGAUAGUGCUGGUAUUGGUGGCAGUGCUUCUGCAGGCAUUACGUCUGAGCAGAUGAACAACUUGGUCUCUAACUUAAACAUGUUGGAACAAGUUGGUGAAAUGAACCGCAUAUUCAUAAGGAGUCAGAAAUUAAACAGUGAGGCUAUAGUGGACUUUGUGAAAGCUUUAUGCAAGGUCUCUAUGGAAGAAUUACGUUCUACUUCAGAUCCAAGGGUUUUUAGUCUCACAAAAAUAGUUGAGAUUGCGCACUACAAUAUGAACCGUAUCAGAUUUGUUUGGACAAAAAUCUGGCAGGUUCUUGGUGAAUUUUUCGUGACCAUUGGCUGCUCUGAAAAUCUUUCAAUUGCCAUAUUUGCAAUGGAUUCUUUGCGGCAAUUAUCAAUGAAGUUCUUGGAGAGAGAAGAAUUGGCUAACUAUAAUUUUCAGAAUGAGUUUAUGAAGCCUUUUGUGAUUGUUAUGCGCAAGAGUAGUGCUGUGGAGAUCAGAGAAUUAAUCAUCAGAUGCGUCUCUCAAAUGGUUUUGUCUCGAGUCAAUCAUGUGAAAUCCGGAUGGAAGAGCAUGUUCAUGGUCUUCACUACUGCUGCUUAUGAUGACCAUAAAAACAUUGUGUUAUUAGCUUUCGAGAUAAUGGAAAAGAUUGUGCGAGACUAUUUUCCUUAUAUAACGGAGACAGAGACCACCACAUUCACAGACUGUGUUAAUUGCCUUGUUGCAUUCACUAAUAGUAGAUUCAACAAAGAUAUUAGUCUCAGUGCCAUUGCUUUCCUUCGUUUAUGUGCGGCAAAACUUGCUGAAGGUGAUCUUGGCUCCUCAAGGAAUAAGGACAGAGAAACUUCUGUGAAGUUUUCACCAUCUUCUCCUCAUAAAGGAAAAGACCACAACAUUGAAAAUGGAGAAUUGACAGAUAAGGAGGAUCAUCUUUAUUUCUGGUUUCCACUGUUGGCUGGACUAUCUGAACUUAGCUUCGACCCGAGGCCUGAAAUCAGAAAGAGCGCUCUGCAAGUCCUUUUUGAUACCUUGCGCAAUUACGGGCACCAUUUCUCUCUAUCAUUAUGGGAAAGGGUAUUUGAAUCUGUACUAUUUCCUAUCUUUGACUAUGUUCGGCAUACUAUUGACCCUUCAGGUGAAAACUCACCUACUCAUGGAAUUGAUGCUGAAGAGGGUGAGCCUGAUCAAGAUUCAUGGCUUUAUGAGACCUGCACGCUGGCGCUCCAACUGGUUGUAGAUCUCUUUGUUAAAUUUUAUGAUACAGUCAAUCCACUUCUGAAGAAAGUGCUGUUCUUAUUGGUGAAUUUUGUCAAGCGUCCGCAUCAGAGUCUUGCUGGUAUUGGCAUUGCUGCAUUUGUCCGUCUUAUGAGCAAUGCUGGGAGUCUUUUCUCUGAAGAUAAAUGGCUUGAAGUGGUUUUGUCCAUUAAAGAAGCGGCUAAUGCAACUAUUCCCGACUUCUCUUUUCUUCUUAACGAAAAUAACAAUUAUUGGUCCCAGGAAGAAGAUAUGACUGGGAAUGGCAAUGCAGAAACCACUGGUACAGAUACUCCAGAUGAGGACUUGGAAAAUUUGAGGAGGCACCGUCUGUAUGAUGCUAUUGCUGAUGUGAAGUGUAGGGCUGCUGUUCAGCUAUUAUUAAUUCAGGCUGUGAUGGAGAUCUACAACAUGUACAGACCUCAGCUGUCUAGCAAAAACAUCAUUGUCCUCUUUGAUGCCAUGCAUGGUGUGGCAUCGCAUGCUCAUAAAAUAAACAGUGACACGACACUGCGGUCAAAGCUGCUAGAGUUCAGUUCCAUGACCCAAAUGCAAGACCCUCCAUUAUUACGGCUUGAGAAUGAGGCUUAUCAAAUUUGUCUCUCAUUUUUACAAAAUCUUGUGUUAGAUAAACCUACUGGUUUUGAAGAUUCUGAUGUGGAAACUUACCUCGUCAACCUUUGCAGCGAGGUCUUACACUUCUAUAUUGAAAUCGCACAUUCAGGACAAAUGUCUGAGUCAUCUCUUGGUGCACAGCUUCGUUGGUUAAUUCCCCUGGGUUCUGGCAGAAGGAGAGAGUUGGCUGCACGUGCACCUCUUAUCAUUGCAACUCUCCAGGCAAUAUGUAGUUUAGGAGAUGCAUCAUUUGAGAAAAACUUGUCAGGCUUCUUCCCAUUACUUUCAAGCUUGAUAAGUUGUGAGCAUGGUUCAAAUGAGAUUCAGUUAGCCCUGAGUGAUAUGCUCAGUUCAUCCGUGGGUCCUGUUUUGCUUCGAUCAUGUUGAGCUUAGGGUACUCGUUAUUUCUUUUGCUUUAUAUGGUAUAUUUCUUGUAUUUUUGCCAAUUUUCCUAUCAUCUAAUAUUGCAGAAAGAUAGUUUCGAUGCUUCAAAAACUAGUGAUUGUUUAUAUGCCCAGGCAUUUAGAACCUUCUGCAGUAUAUUGAGGGGCUUAGCUCUUUGUAGAGUCAUUAGAUGUUAGCAGGAGUUCUGAUGUUGUAUGUGUAGCAUUUUCCUCUUUAAUAUACGAGCAAUUUCAUGCCUAAGGAUUGCUUGUUGUGUA
Messenger RNA from Solanum pennellii, 5938 nucleotides. Its product is annotated as brefeldin A-inhibited guanine nucleotide-exchange protein 2-like. NCBI's taxonomy places the organism in Eukaryota, Viridiplantae, Streptophyta, Magnoliopsida, Solanales, Solanaceae. The coding region runs from base 327 to 5663 and encodes 1778 amino acids. The transcript has 11 exons. Gene Ontology annotation, biological process: regulation of ARF protein signal transduction. The record is from RefSeq and is a predicted model, not a curated record. Gene Ontology annotation, cellular component: trans-Golgi network. Gene Ontology annotation, molecular function: guanyl-nucleotide exchange factor activity.